AUGCAGACGCUCUGGACUCGCGUCGCCCAGGCCGGUUGUCGAUGUCCGCAAUGCCUCGCCUCCGCACCAGGUACUCUCGCCAGACGAUCCACCACCUCCGCCGGCAGACGCCCGCAGUACUGGACCUCAUCCACCCUGUGGUACUCGGGCAUCUUCGCGGCCGCGGCAACUCUCGAUGCGAAACAGAAGGUCCAGCGCAGGGAGAAAUGGGACCAGGCGAUCGCCGAGAUCAAGGAGGAGCUUGGUCAUCAAGAUGAGCAGCCGACGGAACAGGAGGCUGUCAAAGCCAAGAGGAUUGUAAAGUCACAACAAGUCUUUGAAGGCGAGGAGGCCAUACGCGAGCUCGAAGCGAACCUCGACAGCGGUAGAGCGCGCGAACUCCGACCGCGAUGGCCUACCAACACCGGCGCACCGCUCGAUGAGCGCUUCUUAGCGCCACAAUCCAUCUACGCUCCAGAUAGCCACAAGGUCAAGGCCAGCUCAAGGCGAUACAACUAUCGUAAGAUGGAGUUUAUCAUGAAUAGAUCGGACUGGCUACAGCUGAAUAUCAUGGACACCAUACGCAGGUCAGAAAUGAUCGAAGAGGCCGCCGAUGCCGUGCCCCCAGAGUAUGCUGCGUUGAUUCGGAUGCCAAGACCAUUCAUAUUGAGAAGCAUUUUCAGGAAGAACGAAGACUAUGACCGUAUUGUAAGGACGGCGGACGAAGACUGUUCGCCUUCUCAGCCGAUUCCGAGUCGUGGUGAACGGCUUUGCAGCUAUCACCAGGACGAUCAAGGUCACUUUCGCAACGUCGUAAGCGAGCUCAAUUCCACCCUUCGGUAUCUUUUCGAGCGUGCAACGUCCGGCACUUUGCUGAUGCCCGCACUUCUCGCCAAGAUAGCCUUCAACUUGCAGUGUUCUACCGCACCUCCGGAUUUGGACACCUACAAUACGUUGCUGGUUGGCUUCUUCAAUCUCAGUGAACACGAAUUGUUCGAGAACACGGUGCAUGCGAUGAAAGGCUCUCACAUGCGGCCCAACGAAGUUACGCUGGCUGCUGUUCUAGGCUACAACACCACCAUCGGCGACUUUGAGAAUUUCCGUCAUUGGGUCGCGCUUAUGCGGGGAUCAGUCAAAUCGAAACCACGCGCAUGGUCGUCGCUCGAUCAAGAGUACCGGCUGGGCUUGAUGGAAGCAAGGCCAGACAUCAUGAUCACCGAUGACAACCAUACUCGUCUGGUCCGGGAUGAGGCUUCUGGCCGGGUCAUACAACGCCCGCAUGCUAGCCCGAUAGUAUUUGGCGCUCUCGUCAAAGGUAUACUCAAGUUCAGUGGCUUCGAUGUGGCUCUUGGAAUCGUCCACAGUAUGGCGGAGGAAGGAUGGGGCUUGUGCAUGAAAGGCAUGGCGCCACUCCUGCAUGAUUGCGCUCUCAGAGGCGACUGGGCAGCCGGACUAUCUGUGUGGAAGCAGCUUCAGGCUUUGAAAACGAAAAGCCGAGAGCGCGUAGGCCGGCAGUGGUCUGAAGAGAAAGUUCCACCCACCGCCUUCGCGGAUAUGCUCAAAUUGACCUCAAGUUGUCGCCAACGCGAAAUCUUUGAUGAUGUCUUGCAGCAAGCUGAGCAAACACAUCCAUAUAAUAUGGACCAAAUCUUGUACUGGGCAACUUCACCGGACGAUCGACCAGAACGAAUGGAGCUUCCAAGGGCGCGCGGGGAGCGGCCUGCAUCGGACCCUGGGCAAGGCCAUGCAAAUUCUCCAUACUUGGACCCCAAUUAUGAAGAGAAGGAGGUGUCUGUGGAGUCGCAGUCACGGUCUGACGUGAACGUAGCCUUUCCGCAACUCGUUGAAGGUCGAGACAGCGAUUCAAGACUCAAAAUAAGAUACGGCGGAGUCCUGCCUCUCAAGAGCUCCACGACUACGAGAAUCGAGAGCGGCGUAUGA
Molecule: messenger RNA, 1920 nt
Organism: Lecanosticta acicola
Lineage: Eukaryota; Fungi; Ascomycota; Dothideomycetes; Mycosphaerellales; Mycosphaerellaceae
Source: the annotation of a GenBank genome assembly